Aspergillus neoniger CBS 115656 is the source of this 720-nucleotide messenger RNA. Its product is annotated as SUR7/PalI family protein. The transcript has 3 exons. The record is from RefSeq and is a predicted model, not a curated record. Gene Ontology annotation, cellular component: cell cortex; membrane raft; plasma membrane. Gene Ontology annotation, biological process: fungal-type cell wall organization; cortical actin cytoskeleton organization; septin cytoskeleton organization. NCBI's taxonomy places the organism in Eukaryota, Fungi, Ascomycota, Eurotiomycetes, Eurotiales, Aspergillaceae. The coding region runs from base 1 to 720 and encodes 239 amino acids.
AUGGGCUUCCUAGGCCUGUUCUUCACGGCCGGUGCUCUUCUGUUGAUGUUCCUGACUUUUUUGGGCGGAGCGAGAAACUCGCGCCCUCUGAACGAAAUCUUCUUCCUGCAGGUCGACACAAGCAAUAUUCCAGGUGCACCAUCCUUAUCUCGCUGGACUUUCUGGGAGAUAUGUGCAGUGUCGGCGAAUGGAAAAAACCAAUGCGGAUCGUCUUACCCAGACUUCCCAUUUGAUCCCCCGAGCCAGCGCAACUUUGGCACCACUGAGAACAUUCCCUCUGCUUUCAUCGGCACGAACCACUACUUCCUCACAUCGCGGUUCUCGUUCCCCUUCCUCAUCAUCGCGCUCUUCUUCGGCGUGGUGUCGCUGUUCACUGGGUUCCUGGCCAUGUGCACGCGCAUUGGAAGCUAUAUCUCUUCGCUGAUGGCUUGGAUCGCCUUGAUCUUCCAGAUCAUCACGACUUGCCUUAUCACUGCUGUCUACGUCCAAGGUCGCAACAAGUUCAACGCCAAUGGCCAGAGCGCCAGCGUGGGUGUCAAGGCUUUCGCUUUCAUGUGGACCGCUGUGGCUUGCCUGCUGCUUGCAUGCAUGUUCUAUUGCAUGGGUGGUGCUGUCGGACGCAAGGAGAGGGGAUACAGUGGCCGUGAGCACCGUCGCCGGGGCUUCUUCUCGUCCGCACGCUCAAACAGCGUAAGAAGCAACAAGGAGACUGCGCCAUAA